AUGGAUGCCUUACAUAAUUCAUCGAGUGAAAGUGAUCCAAAACAAGUUCUGACAUCCAAAGAAUGUGAACCAACCAAUUUUAGAAAUAACUCUCACUCUGUCAGAAUACUAGAAGAUUUGCAAUCUCUACGCCAAAAUGAAGUAUUAUGUGAUAUUAGAUUUGAAACAGACGAUGGAUGUACAACGUUUGGCCAUAAAAAUGUUUUAAUGGCAGCUAGUCCAUAUUUCCGUGCAAUGUUCAAAACGCGGAAAAUUGGAAAAACCGGCAACAACACCGUCAAUAUAAGAAAAUUAGAUUCUACUGUCUUACAACUAUUAUUAGAUUAUAUUUAUACGGGUGAAAUUAUCGUCACAAAAGAAAAUGUACAGGUCUUGUUACCAGCCGCAAGCCUCUUACAAUUAGAUUUUGUCGGAGGUGUUGAAGGUGAUGGUAGAGGUUUAUGUUUGAAAUCUGUGGAAUAUUAUGAUCCCGCACUUGACACAUGGACUUCAGUUGCAGAAUUGUCUGAACACCGUGAUAAAGUUAGUAUAGGAGUUUUGGACGGUCUUAUGUAUGCUAUUGGUGGCUAUCAUGGAAAAUAUCUUUAA
This is a messenger RNA of Macrosiphum euphorbiae (potato aphid), 588 nucleotides long. Lineage: Eukaryota; Metazoa; Arthropoda; Insecta; Hemiptera; Aphididae. The record is from the annotation of a GenBank genome assembly.